This is a messenger RNA of Glycine soja, 1434 nucleotides long. RefSeq names its product E3 ubiquitin-protein ligase RDUF1-like. Gene Ontology annotation, biological process: protein ubiquitination. The transcript has a single exon. Gene Ontology annotation, cellular component: cytoplasm. Gene Ontology annotation, molecular function: ubiquitin protein ligase activity. Lineage: Eukaryota; Viridiplantae; Streptophyta; Magnoliopsida; Fabales; Fabaceae. The coding region runs from base 138 to 1082 and encodes 314 amino acids. The record is from RefSeq and is a predicted model, not a curated record.
UGAAUUAGCAUGUAUUUUCCAGCAGAGGCAUGAGGCAUCAGACGCGUUCCUCUGACAGAGUCUUUUAAAUAGAGUGAUGGCUAAUUAAAAUUUCAUUUCAUAUAUCCUCUCUCAGCCUAAACUUCUGGGUUGCAAAAAUGAAUUCGGACACGACUUCCUAUUGGUGCUACAGCUGCACGCGCUUCGUUCACAUACAAGAACAGAACGACGUCGUUUGCCCGCGCUGCCACGGCGGCUUCGUCGAAAAGGUCACCGCCCCCCAAUCGUCAAGGCAAGGCUUCCGCCGCCGACGCCGCAACGCCGGGAACCACUCGGCGUUCAACCCGGUGAUCGUGCUCCGCGGACCGGGAGAGGACGAGGAGAGCAGCUUUGAGUUAUACUACGACGGCUUCGACGGCGAGGGGCUCCGCCCGCUGCCAUCCACCAUGUCGGAGUUCUUGCUUGGAUCGGGAUUCGACCGGUUGCUGGAGCAGGUUUCGCAGAUCGAGAUCAACGGCCUCGGGAGGGCUGAGAAUCCACCGGCGUCUAAGGCGGCUAUAGAGUCAAUGCCGACGGUGGAAAUCACCGAGUCUCACGUCGCGUCGGAGACGAUCUGCGCCGUGUGCAAGGAAGCCUUCGAGCUUGGCGCGUUGGCGCGUGAGAUGCCGUGCAAGCAUCUCUACCACUCCGAUUGCAUUCUCCCGUGGCUUUCGAUGCGAAACUCGUGUCCGGUGUGCCGCCACGAGUUGCCGUCGGAGCAAACCGCGCCGGAAACAAGAGUCGCCGGCCAGAUCGAGGAGGAGGCUGUAGGGUUGACCAUAUGGAGGUUGCCGGGUGGGGGAUUCGCCGUCGGGAGGUUCGCCGGAGAGAGCCACUUGCCGGUGGUUUACACGGAGAUGGAGAGUGACGGGAACUCCAACGAAGGUUCUAGAAGAAUCUCUCUGGCGGUUGGAAGCGGCAGAGUUAGGGAAAGUCGUGGUGGUGGAUUUGGGAGAAUUUUCCGCAAUUUGUUUGGGAGAAUUGGGGCUUUGACUAGAAGCCGUAGCCUUUCAACUUCACUCUUCAAUAGAAGAAGUUCUAGAACCUGGGUUUUGGGAAAUUGAUUUGGAUGGAGUUAGUUUUUGGAAAACAAGCUUUUUAAUUUCAGUUCAGAAUUGAGAUUCUUAUUGUAAAUAGGGGCAGUUAGAUUCAAAAUCUCUUUGCAAUUUGCGUUAUAUCAAUAGAUGUUUUUCUCCAGAAAUGAUCACCGAAGGGGACUCGAGAGAAAGAUUGUUCUUGCUGCAGAACAUACGUUCUGGGGGAAGAAGACAUGCUUAAUUACUUGAUUUGUUUAAUGUUCAUAUAGUAUGUUUUAGCCGCAAAUUCUUUGUAAGCAUUGUUUUUAGUUUUAUGUCCUAUGUUUUCCCAAUAUGAUGAAAGGAUAUAUUAAUGAUUAUUAUGUUGCAUUAUUCCAUA